UCGUGGGAAUGCAGUCUGAGGGGGUCGAGGUGAGAGGGAGACAUGCAACGCAAUACUCCUAUAUUUAUGCGUAGUGACUGCUUACUAGACCUCUGUGCCCAACGAGUCACCUAGCACGUGAUAGCCCACAGUACAGGGGCGGCCAGGAUGUGAAGGUUGAGUAGAAAAAGGGGAGCUGCGGACGCUGAAAAGGUUUGAAAUAGAGUGGUUCGAGGUGACAAGAUUGUUGGCGGGAUCAGCUGAUGGGAACGUGAGCGUGAUACAGGCUGUGUCCUGACGAAUGAUAGGUGGAUAUUACUCCCUUCUGGGUUACUGUGACGCAGCAUCAUGCCCCAAAACUUCCAAACCACUUACCAGCCCUUCACGGGUGGGCUGGAGGAAGGAGGAGGAGGCGGAGGAGGAAGCAGCAGCAGCGGGGGAGGAGGCGCCUUUAUGGAAGAAAGGGAUGAGGAUCUUUCCCCUGACACGCACACCAGUAUGGUCUUUCACGUCGUGCCCAAGUCUAGCAAGUCGAGAUGGAACCACAUUGAGGACCUGGAUUCGUUCUUCAGCCGCGUGUACCAGUACCACCAGAACCAUGGGCUGCUGUGCAUGAUGCUGCAACAAGUCUUCGAAUUAGCACAGUUCAUCUUUAUUAUCGUCUUCACUGUAUUCCUGUUCUCCUGUGUGGACUAUGACAUCCUCUUCAGAAACAAGUAUCCUCCAGAUUUUAGAUAUAAUGAGACAGACAAGAUCACCCUUCCUGACGCCCUGCGCACCCAUGCCCAGUGUAGGGAGCAUUUCUCAUGGCAGUUGGUGAUGGCUAUCCUGGCGGCCUCACUCUUCUGGCUGAUGCGUUUUGGCCAUGCCUGCUACACCUUCUUCCAGUUUUGGGAGAUCAAGCAGUUCUUCAACAAUGCACUGGGCAUUCAAGACCAAGACCUGGGGAACAUCACCUGGGAGGAGGUGGAGCAGCGCGUCAUGGAGGUGCAGGUUGAAGAACGCAUGUGCAUCCACAAGGAAGUGCUGACUGAGUUGGACAUCUACCAUCGCAUUCUGCGCUUCACCAACUACUUCAUUGCCAUGGUGAACAAGAACAUCAUCCCUUUGAAGCUGGAUGUGCCCUUUGUUGGGGAAGUUGUGUUCCUCACCAAGGGGCUGCGCAUGAACAUCGAAAUGUUACUCUUUUGGGGACCCUGGGCACCUUUCAGGAACAUCUGGCAUCUACAUGAUGAAUACAAGCGGCCAGAGAAGCGACAUGAGCUGGCUGAGCGGCUCAACCAGCAGUUCCUGUACUUUGGCAUUGCUAAUCUAGUACUGUUUCCACUUGUGCUGCUCUUCCAGAUAAUGUAUUCUUUCUUCUACUAUGCUGAAAUGAUAAAGCGUGAGCCUGGCAGCUUGGGAAGCCGCCGCUGGUCGCACUAUGGAGAGGUUUACUUGCGUCACUUUAAUGAGUUGGACCAUGAGAUGAGUGCACGUCUUAAUCGUGGCUACAAGGCUGCCUCACAGUAUAUGAACAUCUUUUCCUCUCCGUUGAUGGCAGUGGUAGCGCGGCAUGUAGCCUUUGUGUGCGGUGCUGUGUUGGCUGUGUUGGCUGCCCUCAGUGUGUAUGAUGAGGAUGUGCUGCAGGUGGAACAUGUGCUCACGUUCAUGACAAUUCUUGGAGCUUUGCUCGCUGGCUGCAGGGUCUUUAUUCCUGAUGAGAACUUGGUCUUCUGCCCAGAGAUGUUGAUGCGGCGGGUGCUGGCUGAGGUGCACUAUCUCCCUGACCACUGGAGGGAGAAGGCACACACCUCACGUGUCCGUCGGGAGUUUUCCCAGCUGUUCCAGUACCGAGUUGUACACAUGCUGGAGGAACUUGUGUCCCCAGUUGUCACUCCACUUAUUUUAAUAUUCCGCCUCCGCUUCAAGGCUCUUGACAUUGUAGACUUCUAUCGGAACUUCACAGUGGAGGUGGUAGGGGUGGGGGAUGUAUGCUCCUUUGCCCAGAUGGACAUCCGGAGGCAUGGCAGCCCCACCUGGCAGCCUGAUCUCCUCUUGGAUGACAUUGUUAGUCAACCAGGAGGAUCACAAAAACCAGAAAUGGCAACAGAUGGAGGCAAGACAGAGUUAUCCCUCCUGCACUUCACCAUGACCAACCCCAAGUGGAAGCCUCCACAGGAGUCCACAGCCUUCAUCAAUGCCCUCCGCACACAGGCCCAACGAGACAUGAAUGCCUUGCCAACACUUCAGGAGGAAAAUGCUCUCUUCUCUUCUCUGAACUCGCUGUCUUGUGGUGGUGGUUUGGGUCUGGGUCUGGGUGCCACAAGCAUGCUACAGCAACCUCCAUGGAUGGGAGGACAGCACCAGUCUUUCUGGUCACCCCGGGGACUCCGAGGUAGAUUAUCUCAGGUGGAAGGUUCUCGUCAUGGCCCCACUACUGGGGGAAUCCUAUCCUCUAUCCAGCAGUCCAACAUAGAGAGUAGCAUGACAUCUGGCCCAGCGGGAGAUCCAGUCAUGGCCCCCAGUACUCUCAGCCCCUCCUGCAUCAUGGGCCCCAGCUUAGCACCCCCAUCUGUUCUGCCUCAGGACCUCACUGCUGUGGACAUGAGUCUCAGCACCCUGUACUUGCAUGAGCUGCACCAGCGCCACCGCCACCGAGCCAGUUACUCAGAUGUCCCGCCCCAGCCCAGCUCAGGUCCCCAGGGGCCACCAGGUGGAGCAUUUCUUUCUCCUCCCCCUCAUCCUCAGGAGCCGCCUGUGGUGUCUUUUCAGCGGGCACAAGAAAAGACUCCCCUGCUUGGUGAGCCAUGAGGAAGUGGGACUGGAUGACUAAGUGUUGCCUCUUUAUACUUAAUAAUGGACAAGGUGGUUAGGCCGGCCGCUGGUGGGCGCGGCGGUGUGCUGCCCAAAGUGUCUUUGCUAGACCCGCUCAUUUAGCCCCGCGCAACAAUAUGUGCUAGUCCACCACUUUGAUUUCUUACAACUUCUGUUUGUAGGUGUAGUUUGAACCUUUUACUGUGACAGCUCGUUGUAACUGACUGGAUGGUGUGAGCUAGAAAAUUUAUUGUGUAUAAAGUGUAUCAUAAUUAAGAAUUUUGUAUUUUCUUAAAAAUUUUAUCAGACUGAAUUUUGUGCAUGGAUGAGUGAAUGAAAUGUGCAUGCAUUGUGUUUUCCAUGCAAGCUUUGUGCAAAUGCUGUUUUCUUUGUAAAUAGUUUGAUUAAAUGAAUUGUACUACCUA
Messenger RNA from Scylla paramamosain (green mud crab), 3200 nucleotides. RefSeq names its product autophagy-related protein 9A-like (gene Atg9). NCBI's taxonomy places the organism in Eukaryota, Metazoa, Arthropoda, Malacostraca, Decapoda, Portunidae. The transcript has 2 exons. The record is from RefSeq and is a predicted model, not a curated record. The coding region runs from base 328 to 2772 and encodes 814 amino acids. Gene Ontology annotation, cellular component: phagophore assembly site; autophagosome. Gene Ontology annotation, biological process: autophagy of mitochondrion; protein localization to phagophore assembly site; nucleophagy.